Messenger RNA from Cinara cedri, 1916 nucleotides. The record is from the annotation of a GenBank genome assembly. NCBI's taxonomy places the organism in Eukaryota, Metazoa, Arthropoda, Insecta, Hemiptera, Aphididae.
CGGCCUACCAAUUACUAUGUGAGAGCGCAGACUGGGUGCGAUUUGUUCGUACGUAUACGUACGUGUAACUUUGACGUACGAAAACAAUCAGAACCUGUCCGGAUUUCAUUAACGUUCGUACGAUAAUGACGACGACGCAGCCGUCUCCGGAUUAGAAAAGAACUAUCUUGAAGGUACAGAUUAUUCAUUGCGUUCUAAUAAUGUUAGGUUAAUAAUAAGGUUAUAACAAUAAGGUUCUAAUAAUAAGGACGUCACGAAUGCGAUAUCACCGGAAGCCUGACUAUUUUACGGAAAAAAACGUAUUCAGUGUGCGCAAUCAAUUCGUACGUUUUCGUACGAAACAAAUUCGUAUACAAUUUGCGCGCGACCCUAGUGUGGUGCGGCUCUUAAACGGAUACAAUAAUAAUGAUAACAAGACGCCGCGCCGCGCCGGCUCAACGAGGAAAAAUAAUAAUUCUGGAAGGGAUGAUAAAAAUUCACCGAUCGUCAACGUUUAACCGAGCAUCCGAGAUGGUCACAUUUUGUGAUCGAUUUGUAAUCAGUGUGAUCGCUAAAACCAAACGAAUUUCAUAAUUUUAUAACAGAUUCUCAAUUUGAGGGGAAAUGGUCACCGGUUACUCACAACGAAUAUGUGGUUAAGUAUCACUUAUCUAUGAUAUUUUCUUGAAUAAAAGUUAAAUUAAAACAAUUUUAAUUUUUAAUUUUGACACCGACUACUAUAUACGUAUCAUAUCACUAAUACAUUUCAAUUCUUUAUAAAAUUAGCUCAAUAAUAAUUUUUAUUUAUUUUACACUUUUUUGUUUUCUUUUUUUAAUAAAAAUUAUUUUUACCUAUCAAUUAACACUGCAACAUUUUAUCUUAUUAAUUAUACUAACUGUAGUUCUAAUAUAAUAUUAUAAAUUGUUAAAAUAAAAAUGGAAAAUAUAAAGCAAGAAUAUGAAAGCUCUAGUUUAAGAGAUUGCUCACAAGAUUUGUUUUUAGCUGCUGAACCAAACCAAUCCAAUAGCCAAAAUCAUACUUCAGACUCAAUUGGAAAUAAAAAAAAAAAUAAAAAUAAAAAACAUAUUGAAGCAGAAGAAAGGGAGAAAAUGAGGUUUUUUUUACAUAAUAUUACCCAGGUAUUUGAUGUUAUAUUUUAAUAUUAAAUUAUCAUUGUAGAGUUCUUGUUUCAAAGUUCACUGAAAAACAAUUAAAUCGAUAUGAGAUGUUUAGAAGAUCAGUGUUUCCAAAGUCAGUAUUCAAAAAAGUUAGUAUUAUAUUUGUGUAUUAUUUGUUGUGUAAUUAGUUUAUAUUAAAAUUAUAAUAACAAUUUUGUUUUCUUUAGAUCAUACAAACAAUCACAGGAAAUUCUGUUUCUCAAAAUGUUAUCAUUGCCAUGUCUGGUAUUGCAAAAGUUUUGGUUGGUGAAAUAGUGGAAGAAGGUAAUUUGAAAUAAUUCAUAAAAUAUUAUCUAUAUAGGUAUAUAUAAUGACAAUCUCUUAACCUAAACUACUAUUAUUAUUUCACAUUAGCUCUUGACAUUAUGGAAGCCCAAGGUGAUUCAGGACCAUUACGUCCUAAGCAUUUAAGAGAAGCUAUUCGGCAACUUCGAAAAAGUGGUACACUACCAUACUCAAAAAGUAGAAAAUCACCUUUUUGCAUGUAGAUAUAAGUAUAUAAAUGUCAAAAUAUUAAACUUUUUUUUUUGCAACAAUUAUAACUUUUGUAUAAUCCACAUUUUCUAUUUCAAAUUUAUUAUUUAAUGUAAAAAUUAAUUGGUAAAUAUUAAAUUUCUCAUUUUUUAAUUAUAAUUUUAGUUUUUUAAAUUGAGUAAAUAUUUUAAAUUUAAAUUAUAAUAAAAAAUAGGUUCUAUGAAUAUAACAAUCGGGAAGUAAUUUAAAACUUAUAAUUAAAUGUAUUUUAGAAACUAUAAAUA